UUUGAAUCCAGGGGCGGGCUGGGCUGAAGUGUAGGUAACCGCGGGCUGCGGGUUCACUGUGUCGCGCGGCUCGGGACGAGGCAGAACCCCUGGCUACUGGCUCUCCCUUCAGGACUAAAGAUCCGAGGACAGCCACGACACUCAUGUGCCGCGGGGCGUCCGGAAUAAACCCAAGGAGGAGGAUAGCCGAGCUGCGGGAGUGAGAGGUGGGGCCAAGUGCCCUGGUUUGAACUCCAGAUGGAUACCAACUCAAAAGGCAGCAACCCCCCUGAAACCAAAGAGUCUGCUCUUAAUGCGGAAAAUGCCUCUCUCGUUUUGGGAAAUGGGAAUCUUGUAAUACCUUCAAAUCAUGCAGCUGAAGUGACUCCUGAUCUUUGCACACCAGAUACUUUUAAAUCACCUUUGGACUUUUCCACAGUAACUGUGGAACAACUGGGAAUUACACCUGAAAGCUUUGUAAAAAACUGUUCAGGAAAGUCAUUAUCCUACCUUAAAAAAUCCAGAAGACGCUCUACAGUUGGUGUCCGGGGCUCUCCUGAAACAAACAACCUUAUUCGUUUCAUUGCUCAGCAGCGGAAUUUAAAGAAUGCAGAGAAGUCUCCUUUGACACAGAAUUUCCCUUUUCCGGGCAGCCCUGUACUGCAUCGAAAUGUCAGUUCUUUAAGAGAGCGAAUAUCUGCCUUCCAGUCAGCUUUUCAGUCCGUAAAGGAAAAUGAAAGAACUACCGCCUGUCCUGAUUUCUCAGAGGCAGAGGAAGAGUUCAAGCAAACAGGCUUGACCAAAAAGGAAAGUCUGGGUGAGCGUCGACAGUCUGCGUGCCCUGCCCAGUCACCCAAACGUCGGAGACGAUCUUCUCAGAGCCGCUUGGACGCCAGUCUCACUACGGCAGCUGCUCUGCAGACGUUCAGUACGGCCACCCCUCCUGAUGCAGACAGAACAAGCACAGCUGAAACUUCGGCAGACCUUUCUGAAAAAUCUUCUGAACCUGGUUUAGCACAGUCUGGGUGUUUAGCUGAAGAGUCUCUUCUCUCAGAGCUCACAGAGGCUUCAAGUGGAAUCAAGGCUGCUAACUGUGCAAAGGGCAGAGAAUCAGGAGAUGCUGUUUCACCUGACAAAUUUGCAGAAGGGAGCAGAGGCCCGGCUCCUGAAGUCAGGUCCCUGGUCACUCCACCGUGCAAGAGGGACAUUCUGUCCUCCGAGACCUCUGUCCUUCGUUCUGUGCUGAAGAAACCCUCCGGGAAGCUGAGUCCAGAAAGCCUGCAGGAGCACUGUGACACCCUCUGUGGUCCUGGGGCUCACCCAAGCUUCCCCUCGCAUCCUGCAAACUGUGGCAGAGAACAAAAAGCAGAAGGUCAAGAAAAUUACAAAGUGCCGGCCUUUGUAAAUAUGAGGAAGAGGAAGAGGGUGACCUUUGGAGAGGACCUGAGCCCCGAAGUGUUUGAUGAGUCUCUGCCAGCCAACACCCCAUUGCAAAAAGGAGGGACACCUGUCCGGAGAGAGGACUUAAGUGGGAUCAGCCCUGUGCUGCUUGAGCAGUCACCGGUUCCUGAGCCGUUGCCUCAGCCCAACUUUGAUGACAAAGGGGAAGAUGUUGAAAACAUAGAACCUCUUCAGGUAUCAUUUGCUGCUGUGAGCCCUCUUAGUAAGUCUUCAGUCUCUGAGACUCUUUCAGGCACUGAUACCUUCAGCUUUUCAAAUAACCACAAGAAAAUACCUUCCUGUAAAGACGGUAGAAGAACACGGUCCUCUAGCAGAAGAAGUCAAUUGAUCAGUUUUGCAGAAGAGAGUGUUUGCAACUUGCUUAACACGGAAGCUCAGCCUUGCAAAGAGAAGAAAAUUAAAAGGAGGACAUCUCAAGAAAGCAAGGGCCCACACAGAAUACCUCCAAAAAAGAAUCAGAGUUUAAAAAGUUCCCAGAAGAAGAAAGGAAGAAAAAAGAAGGGUGUUCAGAAGAACCUCUAUGGGGAACGAGACAUUGCGUCUAAGAAGCCGCUUCUGAGUCCGAUCCCGGAGCUUCCCGAGGCCUCCGAGACGCCGCCUCCACUUCCAGGCGUCUGCAGGGCGCUGCCAGAUGAUUUCAGCUCAAAUGGUGAACUCGAAGAAAGGAAGCUUCCUGGAAGAAAGAAUCUUUUCCCUCAGAACUCAGAAGAAUUCAAUAAGUACAAUGUGUCUGAAUUCUGCAGUUCUUACAUAAAAAGUUCCUUGUCGCUUAUUAAUGCCACUUUUGAUCAGAAUUCAAGUAUAAAUACUAUGGGAAUCCAUGCAAAUAAAAUUAUUCCAAAAGCAGAAGUUAAGUUGGAAAGUGAAAAUGACUUAAAAACUGCAACCAGGAAUGAAAACAGCCAUAUUUCUUGUGCUUCUGUGACUGAAAAACCCAUCGUGUCAGAUGGUCCACAGUCCGAUUUUAUCAGGCAGCCCCAAGAGGGUUCUGCUGCUGGUCAAAAUGUGGGAAAUCUUCAGAGCUUUGAAAUUUCAGGAGAAGGAAAGUGUGAACAAAAAGAUGACUUCUUAGUAGGACCGGAAGGAAAACUGCAGACUGAGGAUUUCACGUCUGGCUCACAAAAAGAAUGUGAUUAUUCAGAAGAUGUCUUAAUUGACGAAAGAAAAAAGAAAAGUCAAAUUGAGGAUUUGGGAAGAAACUCCACGAAAAGCAGAAGGGAUGUGAGUUGCGAAGGGAAAUCACAAAGGCACUCUAUGUGCUCUCUUGAUGAUCACCGUUUAUCUUUGGGAGAAAAAGGAAUGCACAAACCUUCCUACAGUGUGGGCAGCUCUGCAGAAAUUAGUUUGGAAAAUUCUGAACUGUGUAAAGAUUUAUCUGACUCCAUAGAACAAACCUUUCAGAGAACAAAUAGGGAGGCAAGAGUCCGACGUAGCACAAGGCUACAGAAAGACUUGGAAAGUGAAGGACUUGUAUGGAUUUCACUUCCAGUCCCUUCCGCUUCCUGCCCCUCCCAAAGAGCCAGAAGGAGAACCAUGCAUACAUUAGACAGCAGAGGAUUUGAAAGUGUGUCCCCUAGGAAAGAAACUGUGUCCUUCAGGCAAAAAAUGGGGAUACCCUGCUCCAUAUCAAAUCAAGAAAACAGUGAGGGCUUUGCGGACACUUUUUCCCGUGUACCUGGGAAAAGGAGGAAGAGCUUUUGUACAUCUGCACUUGCAGACACUGCAAACACGAAGCACAAAUGCUAUAAAAGAAGACCCUUCCCCAGCCAGAAGGGAGAAGGCUCUCCAGAUGAUGCCGGAAGAAUGAACCGCGUCGGAGAACUGCAGCAAUAGCUGACGAACGUGUGGCAUGAGGGAUGCUGACCACCCGGGCUGGAGAGAUCCUGCCAUCCUAGCUCCUGUUAUUUGUUCAACUUCAGUGUUUAAACAUUUCAAAUAAAGUCAUGUGAGUUGAACCUACUUUUAAGUAGACAUAAGUGAAUUUCUUUUCAUUAAAAAAUAAAUGUAUUAAAUAUGCCCUUCCCCCAGAUGGUAAAUGCUUUAUUAAUAUUUUGCUAAAAAGGAUUGUUUUUAGACCCAAUAAUGUGUCUUAAGUUCGUUUUAUGUUAGUACAUAUUCACCACCAAAGGAUUUGAACUGUUGAAAAAAAUUAUCUUUUAGAAUUGGCGCAUUACAUCUAAAUGAGAAGGUUUUGUUUUUUUAAUUGACAUAAGUAAUGUAACUAUGAAAGUGGAUGUUAAUACAAGGUGGAAAGCUGUUUUUAAAAAUGUGUUUCUAUUUAAAAAAUACUGCAGAAAACUGGUUAAAAGUUUUAAAAAUUAGAGUAGAUGGAAAUUGUAAAACUUGUUUUCUCUUUAAGCUAAAGUUAAGAGAAGCUUAAUUAAAUGACUUGCUAUAGCUGUCUGAAAUGAAAAUU
Messenger RNA from Artibeus jamaicensis (Jamaican fruit-eating bat), 3856 nucleotides. RefSeq names its product cell division cycle associated 2 (gene CDCA2). Gene Ontology annotation, biological process: regulation of chromosome segregation; regulation of mitotic nuclear division. Bases 238 to 3273 code for a protein of 1011 amino acids. The transcript has 15 exons. Gene Ontology annotation, cellular component: chromosome; nucleus. Lineage: Eukaryota; Metazoa; Chordata; Mammalia; Chiroptera; Phyllostomidae. The record is from RefSeq and is a predicted model, not a curated record.